AUGUUUUUUUUUCUUUUUUUGCAGCCCAAGAGCAAGAUAUCAGCCUCUCGCAGACUGUCUUUGAAGAUCUUGCUCCUGACUAGGGCUAAGGAGGACCUUGAGAGGGAGAAGAUGGAGAGAGAUGAAGAAAAAGUACGGUAUUUGGAAGAAAAAUUACCUCCUCUGCAGAUGUCCGGACUCUCAAUGGAGGAGUUACAGGCACUUUGCAAGCAGCUGUAUGCAAAAAUUGAUGUUGUUGAUGAAGAACGAUAUGACUGUGAGGCAAAAGUGAUCAAGAACAAUCAAGAUAUCCAUGAGUUGAAACUGAAGGUCAUGGAUCUGGGAGGGAAGUUCAAGAAGCCGGCACUGCGCAAGGUGCGCGUUUCAGCUGAUGAGAUGAUGCGUGCCCUGCUGGGAUCCAAGCAUAAGGGUUCCAUGGACCUCCGUGCCAACCUCAAGUCUGUCAAAAAGGAGGACAUCAAGCAGGAGAAGGUGCUUACUACUGAGGUCGGGGAUUGGCGUAAGAAUGUGGAAGCCAUGUCCGGCAUGGAGGGCAGAAAGAAGAUGUUCGAUGCUGCUGGUGGUGCCCAGUGAGCCCCAGUGAGCUAGUACAACAUGCUUCAGUAAAUACUGAAGAAGAGGAAGUGUGAAAGGGAAGAGGAAGUUAUAUAUCUGAGUGUAUACUCCAGAUAAUAAGGGAUUCAGUUAUAUAGAUUUCUGUGCAAAGUAACUGGUGUGCAAUUUAUCUUUAUUUCUAACAGCAGGGAAAUGAAAAUGGCUGUGUUGGAAGGCAGGUCUUUGGAUGAAUUGAGACAAAGCAUGGAAACGGAGUAGGAGAAUGACAGCAUCUAAUGUGGAGUCGGUGUCAAAUGGCUAAAAUGAUAAUUAAAAGAAAAAAUAAACAUCUUUAUUGGUGAAGCACCAGGAAUAUUAUGUAUCAAAGCAGACUUCCAUAAAGACCAGAACAGAACCAACUAUCUGACCACUGCUUGGAUUUGAACAUUGAAUUCCAGGCUUAAAGAAAAUAGUGGCUACAGCCUUGCAACUGACGUAGAUUCACAGCAUUAGAUGUUUUUUUUUCCGAACACAAACUUUUCAUUUCUUAUUCUAAGUACUUGACUCAACAGUGCACUGUCAAGUGCCAUUA
Molecule: messenger RNA, 1126 nt
Organism: Scleropages formosus (Asian bonytongue)
Lineage: Eukaryota; Metazoa; Chordata; Actinopteri; Osteoglossiformes; Osteoglossidae
Product: troponin I, slow skeletal muscle-like
Exons: 5
Coding region: 1-573 (190 amino acids)
Biological process (GO): skeletal muscle contraction; cardiac muscle contraction
Cellular component (GO): troponin complex
Source: RefSeq, a predicted model, not a curated record